Teleopsis dalmanni is the source of this 529-nucleotide messenger RNA. RefSeq lists its product as uncharacterized. The coding region runs from base 253 to 516 and encodes 87 amino acids. NCBI's taxonomy places the organism in Eukaryota, Metazoa, Arthropoda, Insecta, Diptera, Diopsidae. The transcript has a single exon. The record is from RefSeq and is a predicted model, not a curated record.
UGUGUUGUACUUACAAAAUCCGAAUACUUUUUGAGCAGAAGGUAUACUUUAACCAAUAAUAUUCCUCGCAGCUACGUGUCUCCACAAAUUCGUUUUAUGUGAUGUUGUAUGUGUACUUCUCAUUUAGUUUAAAUCCAUAAAGCUACAAGAGUUCGUAGAGUUUGCAUUCUCAGAACAACUCGUAUUUUUCUAAUACUUUCUAAUAGUUUUUAAAGCGGUAUAAAUUUAUUUAAAUUUUUUUAUUCAAACACAAUGGAUUCUGAUAGUGAUGUAUAUGCAGAUGACUUGUCGCAGAUUUCAAGUGACGCGGAAUUUCCUGAUUCAGACAGUGAAAGUGACGAGGAAUUAUUUCGCCCUACAAGAAAUCGAGUUUUGCCAAUACCAUCAUCUAGCGACUCCGAAGACAGUGAUGACGAAGUGCUUGAUUGGUCAACAACUGAUAAGGUACCAAUUAUUGAACAAUUUCAUGGAGGGGACGUUUGUCAUUUAAAGUUUAUAAUGCAUCAAAAAUUAUAAAAUAUGGUUUACU